This is a messenger RNA of Oreochromis aureus, 1491 nucleotides long. Its product is annotated as E3 ubiquitin-protein ligase TRIM21-like. The transcript has a single exon. NCBI's taxonomy places the organism in Eukaryota, Metazoa, Chordata, Actinopteri, Cichliformes, Cichlidae. Gene Ontology annotation, molecular function: protein binding; zinc ion binding. The coding region runs from base 1 to 1491 and encodes 496 amino acids. The record is from RefSeq and is a predicted model, not a curated record.
AUGUCUGCUGCCAGCUGUCUUCUAUCUGAAGAUCAGUUUCUGUGCUCCAUCUGUCUGGAUGUCUUCACUGAUCCAGUCUCCACACCAUGUGGACACAACUUCUGCAAAAACUGCAUCAGUCAUCACUGGGAUAUCAGUGAGAGGUGUCAGUGUCCCAUGUGUAAUAAGUUGUUUGAGACCAGACCUGAGCUGCACAUCAACACUUUAUUUUCUGAGAUGGUUUCUCAGUUCAGACGUAAAGCUCAGCAGAAAGUCAGCCAGAAAAGACAUCAGCUGAUUGAUCCUGAGGAGAACCUGGAAGGCAGGAUGUGUAUGAAGCACAAUAAACCUCUGGAGCUGUUCUGUAAGACCGAUCAGACAUGUGUCUACGUGCUCUGCUCUGUUGUUGACCACAAGACUCAUGAGUUUGUUCCUAUGAGAGAAGAAUAUGAAGGAAAGAAGGCAGAACUGGGGAAGACUGAGGCUGAAAUUCAACAAAUGAUCCAGAAGAGACGACUGAAGAUUCAGGAGAUCAAAAAGUCAGUGAAGAUGAGUAAAGAUGCUGCAGACAGAGAGAAAGCAGAAGGUGUUCAGGUCUUCACUGCUCUGAAGGAGUCUGUUGACAGACGCCUGAAUGAGCUCAUAAAGGAGAUUGAAGACAAACAAGAAUCAACAGAGAAACAGGCUGAAGGUUUCAUCAAAGAUCUGGAACAGGAAAUCUCUGAGCUGAUGAAGAGAAGCUCUGAGGUGGAGCAGCUCUCACACGCUAAAGAUCACCUCCACCUCCUACAAAGCUUCUCCUCUCUGAAAGCUGCUCCAACCACCAAAGACUGGACAGAGGUCAGUAUCCAUCCACCAUCAUAUGAGGGGACUGUGGUGAGAGCUGUGGAUCAGCUGAAGGCAACACUCAGUAAAGACAUGAAGAAGCUGUUUGAGGCUGAGUUGAAGAGGGUCCAGCAGUAUGCAGUGGAUGUGACUCUUGAUCCUGAUACAGCACAUCCUUAUCUCAUCCUGUCUGAUGAUGGAAAACAAGUACACUGUGGUGAAGAGGAGAAUGAUCUUCCAGACAACCCAGAGAGAUUUUCUCUGUUUCUUUGUGUUUUAGGAAAGCAGAGUUUCUCUUCAGGCAGAUUUUACUUUGAGGUUCAACUUACAGAUAAGACUAAAUGGUUUUUAGGAGUGUGCAGAGAGUCAGUCAACAGAAAGGAAGAAAUCACACUGAGUCCUGAGAAAGGUUACUGGACUGUAGCAGAACUAGAUAAAAAUAUUUAUGUAGCGCUUCAGGAUUUUCCAGUCCGUCUCCUGCUUCAGUCAGACCCUGAGAAGGUGGGGGUGUUUGUGGAUUAUGAGGAGGGUCUGGUCUCCUUUCAUGAUGUAGAUGAUGCAGCUCUUAUCUACUCCUUUACUGGCUGCUCCUUCACUGAGAAACUCUACCCAUUCUUCUGUCCCUGUGAUAAUGAUGAUAGUGGUGUAAACUCAGCACCUCUGAUCAUUUGUCCUGUCAACCAAUGA